This is a messenger RNA of Nilaparvata lugens (brown planthopper), 1382 nucleotides long. RefSeq lists its product as uncharacterized. NCBI's taxonomy places the organism in Eukaryota, Metazoa, Arthropoda, Insecta, Hemiptera, Delphacidae. The record is from RefSeq and is a predicted model, not a curated record. The transcript is spliced from 8 exons. Gene Ontology annotation, cellular component: cytoplasmic microtubule. The coding region runs from base 268 to 1164 and encodes 298 amino acids.
UUUGAAUUUCACUGACAAAAAGUUGAAAGUGGAAGCAGAAUUUUACUGAUAAACAAAGUUUUUGGUUCGAACGUUUUCAAUAGAAUUAGUUUGUAAAAUUCAUGUAUUUUUUAUGUUUGUGAGUACUUUUACUAUUCCAUCAGAUAAUAUUCACUUCAAAACUCUCAGUGUUUAAAAAAAUGGCUUAACUAAUAGCAGAAGAACAGUUUUAACGUUUGACAGAUCUAUCGUUUGUUAAGUCAACGUAGAUGACUGUAAUUACCUGAAAUGUCAACAAUAGAUUUUUUCACUGGACAGCGAAAAUCUACAGUACCAAAGAAAAAUUACAUUAAGGAAAAUAUAAAUCGUUUGAAAAGAGAUAAAAGUGCUAGUAGUAAGCAAACCCUCAGCACAAAAUUUGGCUCUGUUUCAUCCAUUGGCGUUGAAAACAAUUUCAUAAAAGACAAACAAGUAGCACCGGGAUUUAAAUUGAAAUUGAAGGAUACCUUCAAUAUCCCAUUGCCCAAUGGACCUGUCCCAACGGGAUAUAGGAAUCAGGCUAGCCAAACAGUGAGUGAAAAAGAUUGGGACUCCAUCUACCAUGAGGGAGUCAUUAGGUAUCCAAGCUCAAGAUGCGCCAGUUCUUGUGAAGGCAGCAUUAAAGUGGUGCGAGAGAUGGGAUUGCAAACUGAACGCAUAGUGGAUAGAAGCCCUUCACCUGAACCAGUCGACAAAACGCAAUUAGUUUUCACCAAAAAUGCUGCCGGUGAUUUAGUGAAGGAUCACGUGAAGUGCAAUGCUAUGGUACAGAUCGGCUCAAAGAAAAAAGUGGAUGAUGCCGGUGAUCCAACUCUCCCCCCACCCACCUAUCAGAAAGGACGUUUGCCAAAAUACCUGAUAGACUUGAAGAAGAAGCAGGAGAAAAUAAAAGAGGAAGAAGAAGCGAAAGAUCCUGAUUGUCCUCCCGAUCAUUCUUUGCUGCCUGAUGAGAAGCGGUUAAUUACCUUGGAAGGCCUCAAGAAACAUUAUAAUUCCCUGCUAAAAGAGCUGAAUAGUUUGCCUGUUCGAUCAGAUACGCUUCGAACGAAAAAGCGCCGGAUUGAGCUGGAAAAAGAGUUGGAAAAAGUGGACGCUGGAAUGAAACUUUUCUCACAGGAUAAACUGUUUGUCAAAAAGCAGAGCUGAUGUUCGCCGAGUCUCUAAUCUAUUAUUGUGUUCCUAGUCGUAAGCAAUGUAAAAUUAUAUUUGAACGUUUUAUCGUCGCUCAAAUCUGUGAAUUGAUUAGCAUUUUUCAAUAAUGUUGACAAAUUUGCAGCUGUUUUGUAAAUAAAUAGUGUAUAAAUAAUUGUAUUUUACAAUAUUGACGUGAAUAAAUGUACUGUGAUUUAUUUGAAAUUCAAGAA